Molecule: messenger RNA, 1146 nt
Organism: Chenopodium quinoa (quinoa)
Lineage: Eukaryota; Viridiplantae; Streptophyta; Magnoliopsida; Caryophyllales; Amaranthaceae
Exons: 1
Coding region: 1-1146 (381 amino acids)
Source: RefSeq, a predicted model, not a curated record
AUGUUAAUCCAAACCUUCUACAAUGGCCUAACUCACGAGUUCCGUAUCUACAUUGAUGCUGCGUUCCGGGGUUCUCUCUUAACAAAGAAUCCAACUGAUGCAAAGGAGUUAGUUGAGAAAAUGGCGGCCAAUGAUAACUAUCAUCCAGGUGGUCGUAACAGUGUGAAAAAAGGAGAUAAAUUAGAUGUUGAUGCUUUAACUCUUUUGACUAGUUCUGUGCAGGCAUUGACAAGCAAGUUCGAUAGGUUCCAAGCUGGAACAUCCACUAGCUCACCUGAGAUUUGUCAAUUGUGUAAUGUGGAAGGUCAUAUUGCACCCAAUUGCCCACAAAGUUUAAAUGAGAUGUCGAUUGAGGAAGCUAAUGCAUUCUACACCUCUAACCCCAAAAGGCCAUAUGAACCCCAUUCAAACACAUACAAUGAAGGUUGGAAGAAUCACCCAAAUUUUUCCUACAAGAAUACCCAGGCUCAACAAAAUCCACGUCCACCACCACCUCGAAACAACAACUAUAAUGCACCACCUGGUUUCCCACCAAGGCCACCUCCAAUCCAACAACCUAUUCAACCACCUCCUCAAAAGUCCAACCUUGAACUAAUGUUGGAAAACUUUAUCACCACAACCAACAACUCCAUCUACCAUCAAAACAGUUCCAUACAACAGCUACAAGCCCAGAGUAAGCUCAUGGAAAAUCAGAUAAGCCAACUUGCUCACCAAGUUGGUCAAUCCUUAAAGACACCGGGGACCUUUCCGGGUCAGAAAGAGCAACCACAGAAAGGGCAUUUGAAUGUUGUUACUUUGAGAAGUGGAAAGCAAUUGGAUGAUCCUCCUAUCAAGGAGCCAUCAAAGGAGGUCGUUGAAGAAGUAGGUGAAGGUGAGAAGGAGAUUCACAAUGCUAAGGUCGAGGAUGAAGAAAAGGAUGCAACUCCAAAGCCACUUGCUCCAUAUGUGCCUAAAGUUCAUUUUCCUCAAAGGUUAGCCCAAGCUAAACUUGAGAAAAAGUACGGUAAAUUUCUUGACAUUCUUAAAAAGCUUCAUAUAAAUAUUCCGUUUUUAGAUGCUAUAUCCGAAAUGCCUUCAUAUGCUAAAUUUUUAAAGGAUAUGCUUUCUAACAAGAAAAAGUUGGAAGAGAAUGCUACAGUUCUUUGA